UUUGUGCUCCCGUUGAGUCGCUAGACGGAGGCCUAUCCGCGAGACCAGCACGGGCACUGCGAGCAGUUUAAAAGCAUUAAACGCGACAUAUAAUCGCUGUGGGAUGAGUUUGGGCGACCGGGCUCGUGUUUUGAGUGACUGAGGGGAGUUUGUAAGGAGUACCGGGCGCUCGGGUGUUGUUUUUUGGGGGCAGCUGAGUGAUCAUUGGCAGAGUUCAAUACACAGCAGCUCGCUCGCGAGGGGAAUAAACAAACACUUAACACCUUCAAACACCUUGGAUUCGCUCCACUUACAUGGGCUUUCGAGGAUCUAUACGCUGCAUUUGACCAACACAUCACAGAAGAAGAAAAGUGCAGUUAUUUGAUAUUUUAGGUUUCAACCCCAGAUGUCUAUAAAGAGCUCAAAGGUCCAUAUUCAGCUGUUCCUCUUGCAUUAAAGGUAAUUCCGGCUUUGUACUUCUAAACACCUGCUUGACCCGAAACUCGGCGCCCCCUCCCCCAACCUCCCUGCCUCCCUGUCCUACACCCCACACAGCCCCUAACCCAGCAUGAACGAGGUCAGCAUCGUCAGAGAGGGCUGGCUCCACAAGAGAGGUGAAUACAUUAAGACUUGGAGGCCCCGGUAUUUCAUUCUAAAGAGUGAUGGCUCUUUCAUCGGCUACAAGGAGAAGCCUGAGACGUCAGACCACAAUCAGCCACCUCUCAACAACUUCUCAGUUGCAGAAUGUCAGCUAAUGAAGACUGAAAGACCUCGACCGAACACAUUUGUCAUCCGCUGCUUACAGUGGACCACUGUUAUCGAGCGCACCUUCCAUGUGGACAGCAAUGCUGAAAGAGAGGAGUGGAUACACGCAAUCCAGGCUGUAGCCAAUGGGCUCAAGUCCCAGGAAGAUGAGGAGCCAAUGGAAUUUGGUUCCCCUGGAGACAACAGCCUGGAGGGGAUGGAGGCUGCCAUUGCAAAGUCCCGCACCAAAGUGACAAUGAGUGACUUUGACUACCUGAAACUGCUGGGUAAGGGCACGUUUGGAAAGGUAAUUCUGGUUAGGGAAAAGGCCACUGGCAUGUACUACGCCAUGAAGAUUUUGCGCAAGGAGGUCAUCAUCGCUAAGGAUGAGGUCGCACACACAAUCACAGAAAGCCGAGUCUUGCAGAAUACGCGGCACCCCUUCCUUACGACACUAAAAUAUGCCUUCCAAACACGUGACCGGCUGUGUUUCGUCAUGGAGUACGCAAAUGGCGGCGAGCUAUUCUUCCACUUGUCACGAGAGCGUGUGUUUACGGAGGACAGAGCUCGCUUCUACGGGGCUGAAAUCGUUUCAGCAUUGGAGUAUCUGCACUCUAAAGAUGUCGUCUACAGGGACCUAAAGCUGGAGAAUCUAAUGUUGGAUAAAGACGGUCACAUUAAAAUCACAGAUUUUGGCCUGUGUAAAGAGGGCAUUACUAAUGAGGCCACCAUGAAGACAUUCUGUGGGACCCCAGAGUAUCUUGCUCCAGAGGUAUUAGAAGACAAUGAUUAUGGCCGUGCAGUGGACUGGUGGGGUCUGGGAGUGGUCAUGUAUGAAAUGAUGUGUGGCCGGCUGCCAUUCUAUAACCAGGACCAUGAGCGUUUGUUUGAACUCAUUUUAAUGGAGGAGAUUCGUUUUCCCAGAAACCUCUCACCCGAAGCCAAAGCCCUGCUGGCUGGCCUGCUCAAGAAGGACCCCAAACAGAGGCUCGGAGGAAGUCCAGAAGAUGCCAAAGAAGUGAUGACACACAAGUUCUUCAAUUCCAUCAACUGGCAAGAUGUCCUUGAAAAGAAGCUCAUCCCACCGUUCAAGCCACAAGUGACCUCAGAAACAGACACACGCUACUUUGACGAUGAGUUCACUGCACAGACCAUUACUGUCACGCCACCUGACCAAUAUGACAGUCUUGAUGCGGAGGACCCAGACACACGCACACACUUCUCGCAGUUCUCCUACUCCGCCAGUGUGCGGGAAUGACCGUCCUCCCCCACUGUCUCGCUUUUACCAGCAAACCGGAUGCCCCUCACAAACAAACACAAGCGCAUUCAAGGACAUGCACCAGCAACCCCAGACCUCAGAGGAGCGGGUUCUAGACGAACACGCAGGCGGGAGCACAGCACCUGUGAACGGUCCCGAACAGGCGGUACCCUCUGGCCAGUCCUGGUUUCAGAUUGGCUUUUCAAUCAGCCAAUCAUAGCCUGACACUACACACUGCAACGUAAUCCACCAAUCAUUGAAUAUAGACCAUCCAACCAAUCAGGUACCAAGAAGAAUGCAGCUUAACACCAGCAGGUUUCAGGACACACCCGCAAACACACACUCAAAACACUGGACUACAGGACAAAAGCCUCUUGUAAACACAACUAUUGAACACACUCUAAAUCAUCAUGUGGGAACAAGAAAGAUGGAGUAAUUUGGACUCAUCCCACUGAUUGUUACAGUUUUAAAGCCAUAUUUCUGCAAUUGUACAAGUGCUCUUUCUGCAACUAGCUGUUACCAAUAGUGUUUAACUGUUUUUACAGCCAGAGAGACAGAGAAAGACACUGAAAGACUGGUAAUGGGGUAACAGAGAGAAAUAGUGCUGUUUUUCGCCUGGGCGGCGUAUCGAAUGCUGUGCGAAUGUGUGUGUGUGUGUGUGUGUGUGUGUGUGUGGAUGAAUUUGUGAGUGUGUGGAUGGAUGCGUGUUCUCAGUCUACAUCUUAAACUGUGUCUUUUUGCGUUUUGAUUUUGUACAUGGGCAUAACGUUAGGGAACAGAACGGGGGGUGGGCUAACUAGGGGCUCGUGGGGCUCACAAACUAUAGAUGUGAAAACGUUUAUGCUUUAAAGGGAAGAGAGAGAGAGAGAGAGAGAGAGAGAGUGAUCUAGUGUGUUCAUGGGGAGGCCAUGGUUUCCUCCCCAACUGGGAAACUUGAAACCAGCAUCAGAGGCUGUUUGUUUUAAGGUAAGUGUAUUAUCGAAACUGUCUUAUGUUGGUUUGAUCCUCUCUACAGUUUUGCAGGCAUUGACGUUGAGAUUUAGAAGCAAAAAAAACGACAAAAAAAGCAAGGAUUUGUAUCGCAAGCUCUCUUGACAUUUAAUUAUGAAUUAUGAAUGAUAUAAACUGUAGAUAUCUACAUUUCAGUUUUCGCUAGUUAAAAUGCAAACUCUUGAUAUCAGUAAUUACGUUUGCACUUGUAAAAACGUUAAUUCUUUAUCAAAUGAUGUCAUGACUUACGGAAAUGCCCAUCCUUGAUAUCAAAAAUGGAAUUUCAAUUAGUAAAAAAUAUAUUUAUGAUCAUAAGUUAUUGAUAACUGUAAUUAUUGACUGUAAAAAAAAAAAGAUUUUAUAAUUUUUUUUUUUUUUUUAUAUCAACAAUUUCAUUGUUACUAGUGCAAAUGUCCGUUCCUGAUAUCAACCAUUGAAUUACAGCUAAUAAAAAUGCUCAUUUUUGAUAUUGGUAAAUUAAGUUGAACAUGUUAGAUCCAGUAUUUCAGAUAUCAAGAAAUGGAAGAGGAUUUAAGAUAGUUGCAUUACAUUACAAAUACUUGAACAUGCAAUGAAUUGUUUAUAUCAGGAAUGGAUAUUUGUAGUAGUACAAUGUAAUUACCGAUAUCAAAAAUGAUAGUUUUACUAGUAAUACAUUGCUGAAAUGUGAAAUUGGAAUUUCAAUUAGUAAGACAAUAAUUGUAGAUAUCUGUAAUUGUGUUUUGAACAGGGGUGACCGAUCAUUGUGAAACUCUACUUGUGUGUUAAAUAUCAGUAAUUUUUAUUUUUACUAGUUGAAAUUCCUUUUUUGAUAUCAAGAAUUGGCAUUUCUGCUAGUAACGGUGUCAUUUCUUUAUAUCAUGUUUUUACUUGUGCAAACUUGGUUACUGAUAUCGAUCAUUUGCAUUUCCACUAGUAGUAAUUCCAUUGCUGAUAUCAAGAAUUAGCAUUUAAACUACAGAAAACUGAAUUCUAGGUAUCUAACAUUUCAUAUCAUGCACAAUUAAAAGUCCUUUCGGCUUGCCAUAGAUUUGAAUGUCCUGUUAUUUAACAGCUGGAGUUACUGGGUCAGCAUGUUGGUCUGUAAGUAACAAGACCGACUGGUUAAAGUAGCAAACACCGACGUGCUACACCAAUGUUGUUGCAGCCUUGACACUUUUUUUCAUUUCUCCUUUUUUUAUUAGUGUAGUAAGACAAAAAGAAAACUUGGUUAGGAUGUUUGAGAGGAAAUGUUCAACUUCAUCUCCAGAUGUGUAACUUUUGUGUCGUUCUCUGGACAGAAACUGUCGGAACAUGCCGCUUAGAAGUGUGAGGUGUUAUUUUCUUCUUUUGCCUUUUUAAAGAUGAUUCAUGUAAGAAUUGUUUUGUUUAUUCAUUUUAUUUGUAUCAUUUUUUUUCCCCUUUGUUCUUUGUCCACCCACUCCCUGAAAUUUGUCUUGAUUAAAAUAUAUAAAAUAUAUAUUACAAUAGUCAACCUUUUUGUCCUUUUGUUCUUUUAUCCUCCAUUUGUGUGUGUGUGUGUGUGUGUGUGUGUGUGUGUGUGUGUGUGUGUGAGAGAGAGAGAGAGAGAGAGAGAAAUAUGGUAGUCAUAGUAUGUAAUUGCAACAGGAAUUCAUUUGAGAUAUAUAUAUAUACGACUAUCAUUUGUGUUGUUACAUGAUACAAGCAUCCCUCCUCCAUAAACGCACAUUUUAUUACUCAUACAAAAGGUCUUCACAGAACCGAUGCGCUUCUGUGGGUCUUAUACACUUAUGCUUAGUCUCUAAAUCUAGUGAGCUGCCUACCUACAGGGCAUUUGUGGCCAUCAUGGUCACAAAUGCUGUCAGGGUUAGGCAGCUAAACUAGGUUGAGACACAGCCCUUAUUGCCUUGACUGAGAAAGGCCGCCAGAUGGCGACACAUACCGGUGUGAUUACAUAUUACACCGCAAACAUUCAUAACAAUAUUUGACAUGCGCACUCUAGUUCCCGCCUUGAUAUUCCAAUAUAGUUUUUAAAAGGAACAUUUUUGAGGGGGGACACAUCUAAAAUGGUAUGCUGUGGCGAUUUCACUCAUUUCUCUUGUGUAUAUAUACCUGUAGGACAAAUCAGCUUUAAGUUGAAAUUAUUAUUUUGCAGCUUUAACCAUCGACUGCUCUGUCCUGAAUGUGAUGAACAACAUGAAUGUCGUCAUUUGCUGAUAUUGAAAUAUUUCAGCAAACUUCUGAGGGAUUUGUUUUGCUACGGAGUGCUAUGAGUUAUGCUUUGCUUUUAGGACAUUCAUGCAAGUAAAUACUUUUAUCAAAAA
This is a messenger RNA of Myxocyprinus asiaticus (Chinese sucker), 5256 nucleotides long. RefSeq names its product RAC-beta serine/threonine-protein kinase-like. Gene Ontology annotation, biological process: protein phosphorylation. NCBI's taxonomy places the organism in Eukaryota, Metazoa, Chordata, Actinopteri, Cypriniformes, Catostomidae. The record is from RefSeq and is a predicted model, not a curated record. The transcript has 15 exons. Gene Ontology annotation, molecular function: protein serine/threonine kinase activity; ATP binding. Bases 548 to 1981 code for a protein of 477 amino acids.